This is a messenger RNA of Trematosphaeria pertusa, 1954 nucleotides long. RefSeq lists its product as uncharacterized. The record is from RefSeq and is a predicted model, not a curated record. Bases 264 to 1901 code for a protein of 545 amino acids. NCBI's taxonomy places the organism in Eukaryota, Fungi, Ascomycota, Dothideomycetes, Pleosporales, Trematosphaeriaceae. The transcript has 2 exons.
UCACGACGUGCUCGCCGCGCUGCCAAACAGCCGCAUUCAUAUUGCAAGCCUGUGCCCUGAAGUCAUAUCCACUUUAUCCCGCGCCCCCGGAACCGCUCGCCGUAUGACAGACAUGGUCAAAGCGCUCCCGGAUCGCCAUCGUCAGCACCUGCCAGCCGUUGCCAUUACAUCAACCCACAAAUCCCAAUAGGCCCAUUGAGCACGCGACACUCCAACAGCUCGCCCUCUGCGGAGGUGGGAGUCUGUCUGGACUCCACCACACCAUGAUACUCCCUCGCUCCCUCUACAAUGAGUCGCCCCCGGAGCGCCGCACCCGAGUCGAGAACAACCCGACUCUCCUCUACAGCUGGUGGUGCACCAUCUUUUCUCUAACCAUUAUUGGAAUCCGCUUGUCCGGCCGAUACAUCAGGAACGAGCGACUGUUCCGAGAAGACAAGAUCAUGGCGUGGAGCAUCAUUCCGCUGAUGGCAAGAAUGGGAUUCAUCCAUGUCGUCCUUCUCUACGGGACGAACAACGCCGCCACCGAGGAUCUCAAUGACCCCGUCAAAAUCUACCAUCGCGAAAUUGGCUCCAAACUGGUGCUCGCAGCGAGAAUAUUCUACGCCCUGUUCAUCUGGACAGCCAAGUUUACCGUCUCCGAGUUUCUGAAGCGGAUGACGGAGAGGUUUUGGAAGAGGGGCUAUGAAUUUGGCCUGCGAACUAUCCGCAUCUUCCUCGCAGUCACGUUUAUCAUCGUCGUCAUCGCAACUUUGGCAGAAUGUCAACCCUUCGACCACUACUGGCAGGUCAAACCCGAUCCAGGCCCCCGUUGUCGUCAAGGUUACGGCCAUCUCCUCUCCAUGGGCGUAACGGACAUCAUAACCGACCUUCUGCUCGUGUUCUUCCCCAUUCCCAUCAUACUCCGCUCUGGAAUGCCCCUUGGGCGCAAGCUGUCACUUGUGGCCCUGUUCUCCAUGUCCAUCAUCCUCAUCGGCAUCACCGGAGCCAGGGUACCUCUAGUCAUCGAAAAGCACGGAUUGCAGCAAUAUCGUACUGUAUUCGCGUCGUCCGAGAUACUUGCUGCUGCAGUCGUCUCCAACGCUAUCAUCCUAGGCUCAUUCCUCCGUGACAGGGGCGUCAAGAAAGCGAAAUACAAAGCUGGAUCCACUACCGACAGCAUGGAUCGCCGCUCUUCGACGCGGCGUCCGACGCUACAGCAAUGGGGCAGCGACGAAGAUCUCGCUCGAGAACUAGGGUACCGUACGAAGCCUGAACAUGCCGAGCUAAAGCCAAAUAUAGCGCGACCAGCUCAGGUUGUUGACCUUAAUCUUCUCUCGCCACACGGACAUUCCCCACCCUUUUCGAAUAGCACUUGGCAAUUCCCUGGUCGGCAGUCUGAUCUGUCGCAAUCCAGCGGGGACUCUGAUGUGAAGGAUAGAAUCAUUGAAGAUCCCUUGCCGAGCCCUCGUGGGGGCGGUAGACGAGUCUCCUUCUUUGAUGUGGGAGGUCUGUUGGAAGGCGGAAAUUCGUCCAUGGCACCGUCGCCCACCGAUUCCGUCAUCGCUCACGACUUUGCACCGCAGCCACGGCGAACCUCGAGAGCAUCGAGCUCUUUCAUGCCAAAUGGCCGAGCAUAUCCUCCGUCGGCCCGCCGCUCCUCCCGGCUCUCUCAACAAUCAGAAGACUACGAGAUGACUCGACCGGGUCAACCGCUACACGAUGCAGGCGGCUUGUUAUCAGAAAGCGACGAGUUAGCUGCUGAGGAGGGAACAUCCUCGUCUUCAGCAACAUCGAUGUCCCAGACCGCUCCUCCUCCCCAGCGGCCAAAUGCUCUUCCGUUCGUUGCCCGCAGCGCCCCCAAUUCCACCCAUCCGAGCGCUCCAUCAUUACAGGAUGCAGGUGGUCUCCUUUCUUCUCCUUAAUCCUUUUGUGUGUGAUACCCAAGGCCCAUUGAUGGGUCCUUCAUUCUGCAUAU